This is a messenger RNA of Cornus florida, 1904 nucleotides long. RefSeq lists its product as uncharacterized. Gene Ontology annotation, molecular function: zinc ion binding. Bases 723 to 1424 code for a protein of 233 amino acids. Lineage: Eukaryota; Viridiplantae; Streptophyta; Magnoliopsida; Cornales; Cornaceae. The record is from RefSeq and is a predicted model, not a curated record. The transcript is spliced from 2 exons.
AUAUCUAUCCAUUUUUGUCCUCCUUAACACGUCCCAAAUUACUAUCCACUGUGUAUCAUUGUAUGUAUCUAUAUAUUUAUUCACAGGUGCAUUUACAUCUCUAAAUUUGAGUAGCACUACUACUAUACAUAUUUAUCAAGUAUUAAUGUUAUCAAGCUGUUUUCUUCGCCUAACCCAAUGCCAGUGCGGUGCCCCCAAUAAACCUAGAGAGAGAAAUGGGGGUCAACAGAAGGACGUGCUGUAGUUGAACUGAAGCCAAGCCCUAGAUCUAUAGUAGAUCUCAGAAUUCUAUAGAUUUAUUGUCAUGGAAGUAAACGGGCUUAUUCUUCUUCGCAAGUGUCGUGUAGUGAUGGGUCAAUCUCAGCGUGGAAGCGAAGGAAACCAUGGAGUGCGGGUUGGUGCGAUCUAGAAUAUAUGUUUAAGUAUUCCAAAAGGCCAAAAGGUUCGACUUCAUUAGUCGCUUCAUAAUUUUUGUGAUUUAGUUCGCUAAUUAUCCUCUAAUCAAGUUUAGAAUUUGAUUUUUUUUUUUUUUUUAAGUACUUGGAAGUUUGAUCUGGUUGAGGUAGAACUGAGGCCGAUCACUUUGGUGGUUGUUCUCAAUUUGAAGAUAGAAUGUCAGCUAUAUGAUUGAUUGAUUAUAUAUGUAUAUGCAAUAUGGAUUGUUUGGAUUGUGAAGUUUUUAAAUAAUAUUGGGAUUUAUUGAUUGAUUGAUCGAAGAAGUCAUGGAUCAUGAAACGCAUGACCAAGAACGAAUCAGUGAGUCUGUGGACUCAGUUGAUUCAGUUAAUUCAGGGGCCGGUGAGAAUUCAAAGAUUUUGGUUGAUGGGGUUGUGUCUGAAACUGUAGUUGUGAUAAAAUCCGACGAGGAAGAGGCCUCGUGCGUCGGUAGAGAAAAUGGAGAUUUGAUUGUGAAGGCAAAUGUUCCGGGAUCGAGUAAGGUAUCAGUGGAGGAGCCAAAGAUAAAGGUUUUACCUGAGGAGAAGCAUUCCUGUGUGAUUGAUGUGAAAUGUGGAGGUGGAGCACUUGGUGAGAAUUUGGAUGGGGAGAGGGUUUGUAGGAUAUGCCAUUUGAGCUCUGAUCAAUCAUCAGAAACUACUACUGCUACUGUGACAGUGAUUUUAAUUCAUCUUGGUUGUGGUUGUAAAGAUGAGCUUGGAAUUGCACAUUCUCAUUGCGCAGAGGCCUGGUUUACCCUAAAAGGGAAUAGAAUGUGUGAAAUUUGUGGCGAGACUGCAAAAAACGUUACAGGUGUUGGGGAUAACAGAUUCAUGGAAGAGUGGAAUGAAAGAUCUGCUGGUAGUGGUACUAAUGCGUCAGAAAGGGGUGGAGGUUGUUGGCGAGGACAACCAUUUUGUAAUUUCUUGAUGGCAUGCCUGGUAAUAGCAUUUGUGUUGCCAUGGUUUUUUCGCGUAAAUAUGUUUUAACUGAAGCAAAUGAAUUGAAAGAUAUUUACCAUUCAUCAUCAUUUUUCAUGCCUACUUCUGUAUGCUGAUGCAUAAUGUUGAUUGUUGGGUGUCGUCGGAUGCUUAAAGGAAGUCCAAUUGUAAUAUCGCUCAGCCAUUCCCUAAAGAAGUUACACAGGCGCGAUCCGUAUUCCUCAGCCAUGAAGAUCCAAGGGUUCAACUAUUAAAAGUUAGGCUGGCUGUGAUAGUGUAGGCAGUCUAUCUUUUUUAUAUUCUGCCUUGCAGUUGGCAUAUGGCAUAGGUUCCAAACUAUAGGUUCCAAAUGAUUGUUAGGCCGAGUCGGUGAGUGAGUUUCUCUUCUUCCCUUAGUUUUCAAUCCUUAGGUUAUUCUCAGUUUGGCAUGCCAUUGUUGUUCUGAGAGUCUCCCUGUACAAAUGGAAGUUGCUACGGAUUCAUUCAAUAUUUAUGUUUAGUGAAAUAAGCAUCUUAAAUUUUUGUUUC